AUGCAGCGAACCACUGAACUGAUGAAAUGUCGGGAAGAGCUUGAUAAAAGACCCGACACCAAUCUCGAAGAUUUAUGGAAACAAACAAAGAUUAAUUUUAAAGAGAAGACGGGUCACGAUCUCGAUAAUGGACUCCCUAAAGAUGAACUGCAACAGAAAAGCAAGGAGGUGGAUAAGAUGCAGGUUUCUAAAGUCAAGAAUGCAUUCGAACGAGCCAAAUAUAUCUUUGCAAAGGUUUUCAAGGUAAUCUGGAACUUUUGGGAGUUCUUCCAACCUGCAGUCAAAGAGAUACCUAUCGCAGGGGCAGGCGUCGAGUUUCUCGCUAAGGCUAUCGACUUGCUCAUUCGGGCGACUCAAAAUUAUCAAGAGAUCUUCGUCAAGGCUGCCCAGCUGUUUGAACAUGUGGGAUUCUUUUCCAUGAGAUUCGAAAUGCUUAUGGAAGCUGAGAGUGAGGGCGCUCGAUUGCAUCCCAAAUAUGUGAGUAUCUUCUUCGCUGUGUCAACCAUAGUACUACCACUUUCGAUUCCGCGAACUCAGUUUCUUCAUAGCAUCAUGGCGCAUAUGGUAGACUGUGUUGCGUUAUACAUCAAACUGAACUUCAAGCCAAAAGUGGACCAUAAAUCGAAACGCCAACAGAUCGGGAAACAAAUCAAGGAUAAAGCGCAAGACUUCGGGCAAUUCCUUAACACAAUGGCAACGGGAGACGAUGCAGGUGUGGGUGAGCAAAUGGUUAAACUCCAAGGUCUGAUCGAACAAGAAGGCAGGCUCUCAACCGCCCUCAUUCUAGCAUCUGUCCUCAAGAUCCACAAAGAUGUGGGUGCCGUUCGCAGGUCCGUAAGCACCGUGAUGGACAAGCUGAGCCUUGUUCACGAUAGCAUUAUCGAGUAUAGCACCUCGCUCACUUCGCAACACGUUGAAAAACUCAAGGCAUCAUUAUAUAUUACUCAUGAGCCUUGGAACGAUGCCUUUCGUGCUUGUGCAGAGCGCUGUGUGGCCGGAACAGGCGAAUGGCUUCUCCUGGACGACAAAUUCCAUGCCUGGGCAACUACUCAAAAUGGUGCUCCCCACAUUUUCGCAAUCGAAGCCGGAUCGAACUUCGGGAAAACUUAUCUUACAACAAUCGUCAUCGCUGAUCUCCACAAGCGACCUUUGGAGGAGCUCAAAACACACCCCGUUAUUGCGUUUUACUACUUCAACAAUGCAUCCAAGGAUCUUACAGCUGCUGCGGUUAUAAGGGCAAUUGCCUUUCAGCUCUGCGCGCACAAUACGCGGUUCUUCGAAUUUUUCAGAAACCUCCAUAAAACGAGUUCAGAUGCUAGUUCUAGCUGGGGCAUUAAUCUUUGGACUAGCCUCAUCGUGGAAGUAUCCUCUCAGCUCACAGACUCGUCCGUUUUUAUCAUACUUGAUGGCUUGGAGAUGCUGGCAAAGGAGCAGAUCCAAAUCCUCUCUGAUGUCUUGGCAAGCCCAAACAAGGCGAAUCAGGGCUUGCGCAUCUUGCUCACAGGCAAUACUCACUGUUUAGAGCCGGUUUCCCAACUUGUCGGUCACAGCCUCGUUAAGAUUACUCUUGACAAUGCAUACCCUCAUCGAGGUGACGUAAGUCUUGUGGCCGAAGCCGAGCUCGCUCGCUGCGACUUUUUCUUGGAUGAACUUGAUGAUCCUGAGGUGCGUGAGUGUAUGGCUCGUACCCGCAACAGUCUGGUUCAGGCGGUAAGCGGCGACUAUUAUCUGCUACAGUCGCAAAUCCGUGAGAUCCGACACCUCUGGUCAACAGAUGAAAUCGACCGAGUACUAAAUCGAGCGGUAAAGGGCCGCAACGCCACUAUAGAGCGCCACUUGUCCAACCUCGCAGUUAGGGUAUCUGAGAAAGAGCUCUUUAGGUUAAAAGAUGGACUUCAUCUUCUGGCUGUAUUAAAUAUAUUGGACGCGCCGAUGCCGCACAUUGUGGUUCUUGCGCAGUACCUUGCUAGUGGACGAGACUCCGCCACAAGCAGGACAAAAGUUCGAACUGCUUACUCGGGAUUGGUCUCCAUUGACACUGAGGGUUAUCUCUCGCUUGCAACAGACGAGAUAACCUCGUUCCUGAUGCCAGAUAUGAAGUCGAGCCAGGGGAGCCAGGCAAUUGCCAGUCAAACUCAGACGGUCAACAUCAAACAGGCGUUCUAUGCCACUUUCAACCCAAUAUUCCUUGAAGAAAACGGCAUAGAUGAUGAGUUUUUCGACUCCCGAUCGCGCCUAAACCACCUAGCGGGCUUCAAGGUGGAGCGCAAUGUGGCCAUGGCUAAAGUCGCCAUUCACUUCAUUGACUGCUUGUCCAAGAUAUCCACCACACAACGCAAGCAAACCAGCCACGAAAAUCAUCCGUUGCACAGCCUCUCUACCUUUGCGAGAGAGAUACUUCCUAAGCUUCUGCAACACAUUGACACAUCUCAGCUGGUUGAUCCCGACAGAAUCGAUCUCGGCUAUCAAGUCACUCGUUUAUUCUUCGAGGAUACCAUGUUCGAUGUUUUCUGGCCGUUAGAAACUUUAUCGCAGUACGUAACCACCUGGGGAGAAAACGAGCAAUACUUCGAUGCUGUGUAUCGUAUCGUCAAGCACCCUGAGAUCAUCAAACAUCUCGAAGGCGAACCACGCGGUAAAUCCUGGGCGACAGAAUUACAACAGAUGUCGAAAGCUAGCGAUUUGCAAGUGGCGUUAAGCAAGAUGGUCGCCAGGAGAUGGUUGCUCAGUAAGUCAUUUUGGACACAGGACGACAUACGCAACUUUUUCCUGUGGUUCUCAACCGUCCAAGAGUUAGGUCUUAUCAAAAAGGAUGUGGUGCUAGAGCCGUACGACCGGUCCAUAACGACUGGCUGGUUCACUCCACCAAAUUGGGAGAAGAUAAAAGCAUGGGUGUUAAGAAAUGUUGAGAUCGAUUACCACUGCGCCAGCUUUGACAUUCAGAGGGCUGCGGUUCUCCUUGCUUUUGGAGGCAAGAGUAAGGAACCUGCUGAGAUUCUCGAACCGUACCGCGGAAUAGAUUGGCGUGCCAACGCAUGGCUUGCUGAAGCAAUGUCCUGGCAUGAUAAUUUCGACGCUGCGUAUGACGCAGUCGAGCAGUGUCUAACCCUGCUUCCUAAGUUCGACGUCGAUCAAGCGACGAUAACCAAAGUAAACGAUUGCUUCCUAGACUGGAUAUACCAUUGGGACAGUCUCUCCAGAGACAUGCAAGUUAGGGAGCAGAUGAUAAAACUCAAUGAGCACGAGCCAGGUAUUCUGUCUUCAUACAUGUGGGCUCGAACUCUCGAAAUCGCUUUCUACGUGAAGGGGCGGGAUGCGGGAUUGGACUUCUUCCAGGCGCAAUACCAGUCGAAAAAGCCAACGAUUUGCGAGACAUUUAUUCGUCAGGCCUCAUAUCACUACCUGCACAUUUCGCUAAGUCGAACGCUUAGUGACGAUCCAGAGCGUCUUCGAUAUCUGUGCGGUAUUUACAAAGACGCCAUUGCGUUUUGCGAUGAGAAACCAAUGUUGUCUUCCCAUGAUAUGCAUAGGGCACGCGUCAGGCUUAACUACUGGCUCGGUCGCCUCUUCUUCAUCUCUAAAGGCAAACCCAAUUUCAACGAAGUCAUCGCAAGAUGGGAAGGAUUGUUGAAGGACUUUUGCCUCAACCCUUCGACUAGAGACAUUGAUAUUCUUAUCCCUAUUAUCAAGCAUCUUUGUUCGGCCUACAUCCUAGCCCUGCGGGGGGAAUACACAGACAUCGAGCCUAAUCAAAUCAUUUCGCGGAUAAAAAACCUGCGCAAUGUGACCUGCUCGUUGCAGGAACCCAUCGGUCUCAAGCUUUAUUUUCGUGUAUCACUAUGUCUUGCCCGUAUCUAUGUGGUGCGCGGUGAGACUGAAGAAGCGCGCAAAAUCUUGCAAGAGCAUGCUGAUUCGGCUUUUGCUAUGCUCUCGCAACGCAACAACGAACCGCUGUUCGGCAUCGGCUGGCUGUAUUUGGCGUCCAUCCUCACAGUACUGGAUCAAAAUGACGUACGGGAAAAGUGGGCAUGGUCCAAAUUCAGGCUGCUGCAGCAAUCGCAGCAGGAAAACAGAAAAUACUAUGCUGAGGCCAGUGAACGCGGUGACAACCCCUCUCUGGACAAUGCAGUCAAGCAAAGAAUUGAUGCUAUCAAGACCAGCGAGGAAUACAAUUACUUCGACAGCCUAGAGAGAGAUCCUAUCGAUUCCACGUGGGCGGACGAAUUUUACCUACCGUGGUUUGCGACCAUAGCCUGCGACGGCCAGGACUGCGAGGCGACGUCGAAGAAGACGUCAGGCCAACCAGCACCAAUCAACAGCGAGCCCCUGCAAAGAGUGGAUGGAAUCACGUUCAACAGUAUCUCCCCGCCUACCCCGGGGUUAAUUCAUGAGUGGACUACCUUCCGGGUGUGUAGGGAUUGCAUGCUAUCCAGGAUGUGCAAGACGUGCUACUGUCAGCUAGAUGAAGGCUUCCUGCCGCCCAUGGGAUGCAGCAAAGACCACAGUGCUCUGAUUGUACCUGCCGCGUAUGAUGAUUAUGAUGACGAUGAUGACGAUGAUGCAAGGGAUAUCGAAUCGGUUGAAGCAACUCCGUGGGAGGUUUCUGAUAAGGAUAUGGAGAUCGUUGCUGAGGAGAGUAAAAAUUGGAACACAAAUAGCUAUUUUGGAUGA
Fusarium pseudograminearum CS3096 is the source of this 4671-nucleotide messenger RNA. RefSeq lists its product as uncharacterized. Lineage: Eukaryota; Fungi; Ascomycota; Sordariomycetes; Hypocreales; Nectriaceae. The record is from RefSeq and is a predicted model, not a curated record. The transcript has 3 exons. The coding region runs from base 1 to 4671 and encodes 1556 amino acids.